UCCUUCGUGCAUUUCUUUCUUCGCAAGUCCUGAUGGAAGAAGCUCUCAGGAGGCUAAACGGGUUAGCCCCGAAUCCAGAACCCGACUCACAGGAUCCCAUGUCCGAUCACCCGAAGAAGUGCUCGGCCACCACCAAGAGGACGGUCAGAGAAAACGGCGGCACAAUGAGGUACCGCGGAGUGCGGCGUCGGCCAUGGGGCCGUUACGCGGCGGAGAUAAGAGAUCCUCAGUCCAAAGAGCGACGGUGGCUCGGCACUUUCGACACGGCGGAGGAAGCUGCAUGCGCCUAUGACUGCGCCGCCCGAGCCAUGCGUGGCCUCAAAGCUCGCACCAAUUUCGUUUACCCGACUUCACCGCCUCCCUCGGCGACCACCGAACAUUUCUUCCCUCAUUUCGUCUUCGCCAAACAAUCUCACAAUCAAAUGAACAAGAACCUUAGCCCUCAUAACCGCCCUUUCGGGUGGUCUUCUUCUAGCUCUAACUCUCACGUCGCCGACUUCCCAUCUCCUGCAAAUUCUUCUCUCAACAUGUUUCUCUUUCGUGACUACCUUGACUCUGCUUCAAACCCAUCUUUGGUUACUUCUGCUGAUCAGCAAUUUUACAACCCCGUGACCAAGGUCAUAUGUUCAUGUUCCGGUGCCUCUUCUACAUCUUUACCCCCGUGUAGCUCUGUCCUAGAUUGCUGUGUCGUGAAUUCUGCCGGUGGAGAUGUGGAGAAUACCAAAAUUGCUGAAGCAGCCAAUGAAGAUUUUGAAUUCUUUCCCAGAGAGCCUUCGGACUCCGGAUUGUUGGAAGAGAUUGUCCAUAGGUUCUUACCAAAAUCAAAGCCCAACCAGCAGCCGGAGGAUCGAGUGAAAGAGGACACUCUCUCUCUGUCCACACCACAGUUGGUUCCUUCUCAGCCAGCUUAUGAUCGUGGCAUGUUUACUCCCACCGCUUCUCUGAACCAUGAAAGUCUGAGGAAUAAGGAGGUGACCAAGGCUGAGGAUUAUAAUGCUUCUUCUGAUCAGCAAGGUUAUUACAUCAUGCCGCAAUUUGACAGCUUUCAGAAUGGGUACAACACUGGACAAGGCUUGCCUCUCCACUUGAUGAUGAAAGAUGCAGGGUACUCCAUCAUGGAAGAUAUUUUCCAGUACCCAGAACUGCUUAAUUAAUUUGCAGCUCGGAUACAAAACGCUUAAUUCUGUGCAUUUCUGUGUGAAAUGUUCCUAGCUAGGUUAGUGCUAGGCAAUAUUCCUACGAAUUAUGGUCUAGGGUCUCGUGCAUGUGUGUUGAAUCCUUUGUGUUAGGGUUUUUAUUUACUGGUAAGAUUAACAGGGUUAG
Molecule: messenger RNA, 1323 nt
Organism: Prosopis cineraria
Lineage: Eukaryota; Viridiplantae; Streptophyta; Magnoliopsida; Fabales; Fabaceae
Product: ethylene-responsive transcription factor ESR2-like
Exons: 1
Coding region: 33-1154 (373 amino acids)
Biological process (GO): regulation of DNA-templated transcription
Molecular function (GO): DNA binding; DNA-binding transcription factor activity
Source: RefSeq, a predicted model, not a curated record